CCACAAAUGGAUCCUCACAUCUCCCCAGAGGAUCCCAAUACCCCGCACAAGCACAUCCCAACAUCCCCUCCAAAGCAUCUCAACAUCCCCGCAGUGCAUCGCGCUGUUCCCCCGAGGCUCCCGAUCCCGCUGUGGCCCGGGCUGACCCCUGCGCUUGCCCCUGCCCGGGGAUCCCAUUCCCUCCUCGGCCAUUUCGGGAUCCUCCUCCCCCGCUAAAUUUAGGGUCGGGAUCGGUUCCAGCUCAGCUGUUGCGGCUCCUCCGCAGGCUCCGGGGCCCCGAUCCCGGCCCAGAGGCGGCGGCAGGGGAGGGCUGGCGGAGCAGCCGGAGCCGAUCCUGGCUGGGAGCAGCGCCGUGAUGGAGCCGGGGAAAAAUGCAGCUCUGGAUGAAUGGGAUGCACAAAUCCGGAAAUUACCGGAGGAAUUUGAAAGUGACACUGACCUGGAGGAAUGUGACACGGAGAAUGGGGAACUGGCAGCUGAGAUUGAGCACCUGACAGCCACGCUCGAGGAGCGGGACAGGAGGAUCAGCAAACUGACCUCGGACCUGGGUGAAUCCAACGCCAAACUCAAGGAACGCGAGAGGAAGAUCACCAAACUCGCUGCUGAAAUCCGAAGAUUCACGGCGCUGCUGGCCGAGCGCGACUCCGGGCUCCGGAAGCUCCAAGCAGAGCUCGCCAAGUGCGACGCCACCAUCCGGAUCUUCACGGUGGAGCUCGGGGAGCGACACACGAAAAUCGGGGAACUCACAGCUGACGUGGAGGUCUGCAAUAAAAGGCUCCAGGAACACGAGGCCGAGCUGGAGGCCCGGGACACUCGGAUCCGUGAAAAUGAAGCUGAGAUCAAGCACCUGAAGCAGCUGCUGGAGGAGAAGGAAUCGGCAGCACGAGAACAGGACUCUGUUAUCAGAAAACUGAGGGAGGAGCUCGAGGAAAUCCCCGAGGAGAUGGAGGAAGAACCUGAGGAGGAGGAAGAGGAGGAAGAGGAGGAAGAGGAGGAAGAGGAAAUAGAGGAUAAGGAAAAAGAGAAAGAAGAGGAAGAAGAAGAAGAAGAAGAGGAAAAAGAAGAGGAAGAAGAAGAAGAAGAAGAAGAGGACAAGGAAAAAGAAGAGGAAGAAGAGGAUGAGGAAAAAGAAGAGGAAGAAGGGGACAAGAUAAAACAAGAAGAGGAAGAGUUAAAACAAGAGGAAGAAGAGGAGAAGGAAGCAGGAGAACCCGGCAAAAUAAUGGAAGAACCUGGGGAAGUUGACAAAAACCUCGGUGGGUUCAGUUCCCAUUUCUGGGGUGGAGCUGAAGGAAAAAUAUCCCCAAAUAACCCAAUUUCUCUUUGGUUCCCCAGAGGAGCUCAGGGCAGCGCUGGGAGCUCGAGACGCCAGGAUCGUGGAGCUGUCGGAGGCGCUGGAACAACGGGACAGGCAGAUGGCGGAACUGAACGCGGAGCUCGAGGAAUCCCGAAUACGGAUCUGGCGGUGUCUGGAGGAGCACCGGAAAGAGGAAGAACAAGUGGCCCGGGUCACCCUGGACCCGCUCACCUCCCACCCUCGGCUGCUGCUGUCCCCGGACGGGCUCGGGGCGCGCUGGGCCUACGGCGGCCCCGAGCCCCCUGCGGGCCCCGAGCGCUUCACGGCGGCUCCGUGCGCGCUCGGCAGCCCCGGCUUCACCUCGGGCCGCCACACCUGGACGGUGAGCGUGUCCGAGGGCCCGUUCUGCGCCGUGGGGGUGAGCCGGGAGUCGGUGUCCCGCGGGGAGCCCGCGGCCUUCAGCCCCGCGGCGGGCGUGUGGGCCGUGCAGCGCUGGGGCGGGCAGGGCCGGGCCCUCAGCAGCCCCCCGAGGGCUCUGCCGCGCCUCCCCCGCCGCCUCCGCGUGGCCCUGGACUACGAGCGGGGGCUCGUGGCUUUCUUCGACGGCGACAGCGCCAGCCCCACGCCGCUCUUCGCCUUCCCGGCCGCCGCCUUCGGCGGGGAGCGCGUCCGGCCCUGGUUCUGGCUGGAGCUGGGCGCCGUCUCCAUCGAGCAGUGAUGCCGGGGGUUCCUGAGCUGGGAUGAAAUGUCCUGGAUCCUGGGGGAGCUGGACUCCCUCUCCCUCAUCCAGCCAGCCCCGAAUUCAGGGAAUUCUGCCCGGAGGAUGGAGCAGGCGGCUGGAGGGGCCGGAGGGGGACGGGAAGGGCAGAGCUCCGCUCGCAGCCCGAGGAUCCCGGUGAGGAGAUCUGGAGGGAUCCCCAGAGCCGGGAUCCGCCGAGGGCUGAGCCGAGCCCGCCUGGGAUCGGGGCCGCUCCGGGUGGAUUCCUGCCAUCCUCCCCUUCCCGGAUCCCCGCUGGAGCCCCGGGCAUUCCCCGCUGGAGCCCCGGGCAUUCCCCGCUGGAGCCCCGGGCAUUCCCCGCUGGAGCCCCGGGCAUUCCCCGCUGGAGCCCCGGGCAUUCCCCGCUGGAGCCCCGGGCAUUCCCCGCUGGAGCCCCGGGCAUUCCCCGCUGGAGCCCCGGGCAUUCCCUGCUCAGCCCCGGGCAUUCCCUGCUCAGCCCCGGGCAUUCCCCGCUGGAGCCCCGGGCAUUCCCCGCUGGAGCCCCGGGCAUUCCCUGCUCAGCCCCGGGCAUUCCCUGCUCAGCCCCGGGCAUUCCCUGCUCAGCCCCGGGCAUUCCCUGCUGGAGCCCCGGGCAUUCCCCGCUGGAGCCCCGGGCAUUCCCCGCUGGAGCCCCGGGCAUUCCCCGCUGGAGCCCCGGGCAUUCCCUGAUGGAGCCCCGGGCAUUCCCCGCUGGAGCCCCGGGCAUUCCCUGCUGGAGCCCCGGGCAUUCCCCGCUGGAGCCCCGGGCAUUCCCUGCUGGAGCCCCGGGCAUUCCCCGCUGGAGCCCCGGGCAUUCCCCGCUGGAGCCCCGGGCAUUCCCUGCUCAGCCCCGGGCAUUCCCCGCUGGAGCCCCGGGCAUUCCCCGCUGGAGCCCCGGGCAUUCCCCGCUGGAGCCCCGGGCAUUCCCCGCUGGAGCCCCGGGCAUUCCCUGCUCAGCCCCGGGCAUUCCCUUCUCAGCCCCGGGCAUUCCCCGCUGGAGCCCCGGGCAUUCCCCGCUGGAGCCCCGGGCAUUCCCCGCUGGAGCCCCGGGCAUUCCCUGCUCAGCCCCGGGCAUUCCCCGCUGGAGCCCCGGGCAUUCCCCGCUGGAGCCCCGGGCAUUCCCCGCUGGAGCCCCGGGCAUUCCCCGCUGGAGCCCCGGGCAUUCCCCGCUGGAGCCCCGGGCAUUCCCUGCUCAGCCCCUCGUCCUCCCCUCCCUGCCCAUCCCUGCUGUCCCCCGGGGGUGACCACGGCAUCCUCCCCCGGCAAUAAACCCUGCGGAACUCUCCGGAGCUCGGCUUCCUUCUUCCAGCUGCUUUCUCCUAAAAUCUCGGGAAUUCUGGGCCGUCCUGGCCCGUCGAGUGGAUCCCUCCGGUUAUUUCCAGCCGCUGCUCAGCCCCGGGGCUGUUUCUGCCCGUCCUGCCCGAAAUCCGCGUCUGGAAAAAGACGGAUGGCUCCGCUCCCGGCUUUAUCCGGGAUGGAAAUCCCCGAGCCAGGGCCGGGGACCGGCGUUCCCUUAAACAGGGCUGGCAUUUUCCAGCCGUCCUU
Messenger RNA from Poecile atricapillus (Black-capped chickadee), 3578 nucleotides. RefSeq names its product golgin subfamily A member 6-like protein 25. Gene Ontology annotation, biological process: negative regulation of phosphatase activity; negative regulation of transcription by RNA polymerase II. The record is from RefSeq and is a predicted model, not a curated record. The coding region runs from base 356 to 2041 and encodes 561 amino acids. Lineage: Eukaryota; Metazoa; Chordata; Aves; Passeriformes; Paridae. Gene Ontology annotation, molecular function: transcription corepressor activity; protein binding; chromatin binding. The transcript has 40 exons.